AAAGCUUCCUUUCACUUUCGGUCUUUGGCUGUCAUCCAGUUCGGUCUUUCCACACCCAGCUGGGGCAAGCCUGACCCUGCCACAGGCAUGAGGGGUCUCCAGCCGAGAUGACAGUGCUGGCGCCAGCCUGGAGCCCAAAUUCCUCCUUGUUGCUGUUGCUGCUGCUGCUGAGCCCUUGCCUGCGGGGGACACCUGACUGUUACUUCAGCCACAGUCCCAUCUCCUCCAACUUCCACAUGAGGAUUAGCGAGUUGACUGACUACCUGCUUAAAGAUUACCCAGUCACUGUGGCCAUCAAUCUUCAGGACGAGAAACACUGCAAGGCCUUGUGGAGCCUCUUCCUGGCCCAUCGCUGGAUAGAGCAACUGAAGACUGUGGCAGGGUCUAAAAUGCAAAAGCUUCUGGAGGAUGUCAAUACGGAGAUACAUUUUGUCACCUCGUGUACCUUCCAGCCCCUACCAGAAUGUCUUCGAUUCGUCCAGACCAACAUCUCCCACCUCCUGCAGGACACCUGCUCACAGCUGUUAGCUCUGAAGCCCUGUAUCGGGAAAGCCUGCCAGAAUUUCUCUCGGUGCCUGGAGGUGCAGUGCCAGCCGGACUCCUCCACCCUGCUUCCCCCAGAGAGUCCUGGAGCCCUAGGAGCCACGGAGCUUCCAAAGCCUCAGCCCAGGCAGCUGUGGCUCCUGCUGCUACUGCCUCUCACAGUGGUGCUGCUGGCAGCCGCCUGGUGCCUUCGCUGGCAAAGGACAAGAAGGAGGGUGGAGCUCCGCCCUGGGGUGCCCCUCCCCUCCCAUCCCUAGGAUGUGAGACUUGUGCGUCGCUGACUCAGCCAGGGUCUUCUCUCGGGUUGGGAACCAAAACAAGGAACAAGCUAGGCAAAUGCUGUGCUGAGCUACAUCCCCAGCCCAGAGGACACACUGUCUGGGCCUGGCGAUGGACAUGUGUAAUUCCAGAGCUUCUGGAUUGGAGAUGCUGAAACUGGAGGAUACUGACUUUAAGAAAAACAGAAAGGAAGAAGGGGAUGCAUUGUCGCCCUGUGUGGUCGCUUCUGUCACCUCCGCCCCUUAAAAUAAAAACAACUGCCGGGUA
Molecule: messenger RNA, 1089 nt
Organism: Rattus norvegicus (Norway rat)
Lineage: Eukaryota; Metazoa; Chordata; Mammalia; Rodentia; Muridae
Gene: Flt3lg
Product: Fms related receptor tyrosine kinase 3 ligand
Biological process (GO): dendritic cell differentiation; positive regulation of cell population proliferation; embryonic hemopoiesis
Cellular component (GO): plasma membrane; membrane; extracellular region
Molecular function (GO): cytokine activity; signaling receptor binding
Source: RefSeq, marked validated